AAAAUUAAUUUCUGUUGUGUGAGCCACCCAGUUUGGGGGACUUUGUUAUGGCAGCCUGAGCUGACUCAUGACACCCACCCGGAUGACGGUGCCCGACACACUGACUGCAGCACAGCCUCGGUGCGGCCCAGCAGCGAUGUCUGUUACAGCAAUAGGUCUGCAGCUGUGGGCAGCAGCGCAUCCGGCCUUGCCUGUCCCGGCAGAUUCUUCGGGGAAACCUGCCUGCACCGUUCUGGGCACUGGGGACACAGCACUGGGUGAGAUGAAAUCCCUGCCCUCGUGGAGUUCGCCACCUAGUCAGGGUGGACAGACAAUAAAACAAGUAAGUUAUGUUACACGUGGGGCGGUGACAGAUGCCAUGGAGAAAAGUGCAGGAAUGCUGGGAGACAGGGUCAUUUUACUUUGGUGCAAGAUGGUUCUAGAAGCCUCACUGAGAAGGUGUUGCAUAAGCCAAGACCUGGAGCCGAGCUGGAGGGACCCUGACCUGCUCAAGAGUGUGCCCCUGUGAGCUGGGGACGUGGAGCAUAAUUCUGGUUUAGCAAUAAACAGAACGUCACCUCCUUCGGGGGGUGGUCCUGUCCCACCACGAAUUAGGAUUCUGUGUGCAUAGGAGAGAGACAUGCUUGUUUUCUAGUUUUACUUGUAUCGGCAGAACAGUGCAUAAAUAGAGGACAUGCUUGGUGGACAGUCUUUUCUCUCAGUUGACUGUUGCACCUUGUUCUGAUUGGCCUGGCCUUGGCACCAAAAGUCCCAUGUCCUGGGAAUCCCUGAAACCCCCAGCUGCCUGAACGGUGGGCCCCAUUUUGUACAUCCUGACCUCCCCAUCGCUGCUGACAGCAGGUGUUUCCCACCUGGAAACAGUCUUGCUGAAACGGGAUCACAGAAGGUAUGGGGAGACUCCUUUUACACACAGCCUGACACUUGGCUCUGCAAAGGAUUAAACAUCCACUUUUUGUAAAUUUCUCCUGAAUGCUCAUUUUUCAAAAUGUAAAGAGCUCUUUAAACUCCUGUAUUCUUGGGGUAAAUUGGGAAGGAUCGGGUGGAGGUGAGUCAAUGAGACUGACUCGGGAACUCGCAGACGCUGGGAUGCCAAGGAAGGCUCUGUUGGCAUGUGCUGGGCUGCCCCCCUCCCUCCAGGCCCCCAGAGAAACCUUUCUCUGCAUCUAGUAAAAGCUGGCUCCACGCUGGAUUUUGUCUGCUCUUGUACAGACAGCGGCUGGGCCUGGUGUUUUUCACAAUCUGUUCCCAGCAUCAGCUCAUUGUCACAUUGUUGUCAGGAAAAUUCACACAACCACAGUGACUGUGCAGAGGACUUCAAGCAACAGAUGCCAUAUAAGGAAGACAAACCCCAGGUGCCCUUGGAGUCGGAUUCCGUGGAAUUCAACAACGCCAUCAGCUACGUGAAUAAGAUCAAGACCCGCUUCCUGGACCACCCGGAAAUCUACAGGUCCUUCCUGGAGAUACUGCACACGUACCAGAAGGAGCAGCUGAACACGAAGGGCCGGCCGUUCCGAGGCAUGUCUGAAGAGGAGGUGUUCACCGAGGUGGCCAACCUCUUCCGGGGCCAGGAGGACCUGCUCUCGGAGUUUGGACAGUUCCUUCCUGAAGCCAAGCGGUCCCUGUUCACGGGAAACGGGCCGUGCGAAAUGAACAGCGUCCAGAAGAACGAGCACGAGAAGAGUCUGGAACACAGCAAAAAGCGCUCCCGGCCCUCGCUCCUCCGGCCCGUGUCGGCGCCGGCCAAGAAGAAAAUGAAACUCCGUGGUACCAAAGACCUGUCCAUUGCAGCUGUGGGGAAGUAUGGGACUCUGCAGGAAUUCUCCUUCUUUGACAAGGUACGCAGGGUGCUGAAGAGCCAGGAGGUGUACGAGAACUUCCUCCGCUGCAUCGCGCUCUUCAACCAGGAGCUGGUGUCCGGCUCUGAGCUUUUGCAGCUUGUCAGCCCGUUUCUAGGGAAAUUUCCGGAACUCUUUGCACAGUUCAAGUCCUUCCUGGGGGUGAAAGAGCUGUCAUUUGCACCUCCCAUGAGCGACAGAUCCGGGGACGGAAUAAGCCGGGAAAUCGACUACGCUUCUUGCAAGCGCAUCGGAUCUAGCUACCGGGCGCUCCCCAAAACCUACCAGCAGCCCAAGUGCAGUGGGAGGACGGCCAUCUGCAAGGAGGUUCUGAAUGACACCUGGGUCUCCUUCCCCUCCUGGUCGGAAGACUCCACCUUCGUCAGCUCCAAGAAGACGCCUUACGAGGAGCAGCUGCACCGCUGUGAGGACGAGCGUUUCGAGUUAGACGUCGUCCUGGAGACCAACCUGGCCACCAUCCGGGUGCUGGAGAGCGUGCAGAAGAAGCUCUCCCGGAUGGCGCCGGAAGACCAGGAGAAGUUCCGCCUGGACGACUCCCUGGGGGGCACAUCGGAGGUGAUCCAGCGUCGCGCCAUCCACCGCAUCUACGGUGACAAGGCCCCGGAGAUCAUUGAGAGCCUCAAGAAGAACCCUGUCACUGCCGUCCCAGUCGUCCUGAAAAGGCUGAAGGCCAAGGAGGAGGAGUGGCGGGAGGCCCAGCAGGGCUUCAACAAGAUCUGGCGGGAGCAGUAUGAGAAGGCGUACCUCAAGUCCCUUGACCACCAGGCUGUGAACUUCAAGCAGAACGACACCAAGGCCCUGCGCUCCAAGAGCUUGCUCAAUGAGAUCGAGAGUGUCUACGAUGAGCACCAGGAGCAGCACUCGGAGGGCCGGAGCGCCCCCUCCAGCGAGCCGCACCUCAUCUUCGUGUACGAGGACCGGCAGAUCCUGGAGGAUGCGGCGGCCCUCAUCAGUUACUAUGUGAAGCGGCAGCCGGCCAUCCAGAAGGAGGACCAGGGUACCAUCCACCAGCUGCUACACCAGUUCGUGCCCAGCCUCUUCUUCUCCCAGCAGCUGGACCUGGGUGCGUCGGAGGAGUCGGCUGACGAGGAUCGGGACAGCCCCCAGGGGCAGGGUGCAGACCCCGGCGAGCGGAAAAAGCCAGCGCCGGGGCCACAGAGCAGCCCCCCGGAGGAGAAGGGGGCCUUCGGGGACAUGCCGGCCGCUGAGCAGCUGCCGAUUCCGCCACCACACAAGCCCCUGGACGACGUCUACAGCCUCUUCUUUGCCAACAACAACUGGUACUUCUUCCUGCGGCUGCACCAGACCCUGUGUUCGCGGCUGCUGAAGAUCUACCGCCAGGCGCAGAAGCAGCUCCUGGAGUAUCGGACGGAGAAGGAGCGCGAGAAGCUGCUCUGCGAGGGCCGCAGGGAGAAGGGCAGCGACCCCGCCAUGGAGCUACGGCUGAAGCAGCCCAGUGAGGUGGAGCUGGAGGAGUACUACCCGGCCUUCCUGGACAUGGUGCGCAGCUUGCUGGAGGGCAGCAUCGACCCCACGCAGUACGAGGACACCCUGCGGGAGAUGUUCACCAUCCACGCCUACAUCGGCUUCACCAUGGACAAGCUGGUGCAGAACAUCACGCGGCAGCUGCACCACCUCGUGAGCGACGACGUCUGCCUGAAGGUGGUGGAGCUGUACCUGACCGAGAGGAAGCGGGGGGCUGCUGGCGGGAACCUGUCCUCUCGCUGCGUCCGUGCCGCCAGGGAGACCAGCUACCAGUGGAAGGCCGAGCGGUGCAUGGCCGACGAGAACUGCUUCAAGGUGAUGUUCCUCCAGCGCAAAGGGCAGGUGAUUAUGACCAUCGAGCUCCUGGACACUGAGGAGGCCCAGACAGAGGACCCUGUGGAGGUCCAGCACCUGGCCCGGUAUGUGGAGCAGUACGUGGGGACCGAGGGUGCGUCCAGCUCACCCACUGAGGGCUUCUUCCUGAAACCUGUGUUCCUGCAGAGGAACCUCAAGAAGUUCCGCCGCCGGUGGCAGAGCGAGCAGGCGCGGGCCCUGCGUGGCGAGGCCCGGAGCUCCUGGAAGCGACUGGUCGGGGUAGAGAGCGCGUGCGAUGUGGACUGCCGCUUCAAGCUCAGCACGCACAAGAUGGUGUUCAUCGUCAACUCUGAGGACUACAUGUACCGCCGCGGCACCCUCUGCCGCGCUAAGCAGGUGCAGCCGCUGGUGUUGCUCCGCCACCACCAGCACUUUGAGGAGUGGCACGGCCGCUGGCUGGAGGACAACGUAACAGUGGAGGCAGCCAGCCUGGUGCAGGACUGGCUGAUGGGUGAGGAGGACGAGGACAUGGUGCCCUGCAAGACGCUCUGCGAGACGGUGCACGUGCAUGGCCUGCCCGUGACCCGCUACCGUGUGCAGUACAGCCGCCGCCCGGCCUCGCCCUGACCUGGCCCGCCGCAGCUGGCGCCUCACAGGGCACCCACCUCCCUCGGCCUGGCCCCAUCGGGGGCGUGUUCACUGACAACUUGAGGGGAGCGUCUCCCAGCCCCGCCGCUGCGGGACAGCUGCUCCAGAGCAGGGCACCGCCUCCCCCAGCGCCUCGGCUUCCUAUGGACCCGUCACGUGCCAGCCUGAGCCUCCUGCCCUCGAACCCUGGGGCUCAGCCCCCGCCACAGGGGUGGGUGGGCGCCCUGGCCAAGGAACAAGCGACUGUGUUUGUGCACCUGCCCUGGCCCCGUCCGUCCUUCACACGUGCCAAACCCCCGGCAGGCAGCACCACUGUCCUGUAUUCAUAGGUGUCCUGGAAAAGUGGCAGAUGAGCCCCUCGAGACACACCCUUGGGAAGGUGUCCGAGAGACGAGGAAGGAGUCGGGCCCUGGGUGGACCCGCUUGAAAAGCGAGUCCUCUGGGAACACGCUGAGAGCUGCCAGAAACGCCGAGCCGAUGCCCAGGGCCCUCAGUGAGCCCUUCAGCCACACCGUCGGGUCCCGCUUGGCAGUGAGGGCCACGAGCAGGCAGGAGGAGCCUCCGGGAGCCCCACUCUGGACAAAAGAGAUGCUGAACCCCAUGUCGGCUGGGCCCACGGGGGCAGCUGUCUGCUUGGCCGACGUUCCUGCCUGGCCCGCGUGCCCCCGCCGUAGGGAGGGCUCGGCCACGGGCGCGAGGUGGAUGGGGCCUAGGGAGACGCACACGCACAGCAUAUUUAUUCCUUUAUGCUCUCAGUGCUUGUAACUUCUGCAGCCAAGUCCCGGGCUCCUUGGGGAUGAGCUCUCUCCUCAUGGGACUCUGAGUGCCACCCUGACCCCCCAUUCCUGCAGCUGCCCCCGAGGAGCCAAGUGUCCUCCCACCCAUCCCAGGCCCGUCACAGGGCAGCCUGGCCUCUCAGCAGGCCAUUUGGUCCCUUUGUGAGGGGCUGAGGUGACUGUCCCGCAGAGGCUCUCUGUGCCAAGAGUCCCGAGCGGCUGGGGCUGGGGUGGCCCAGACCCGUCCCUUGCUGAGAACCCCAGCCUGGCCCUGGCACCUGCACACCUGGGGCGUCUCCAUCCACAGGUAGGCCCGGAACAACCACAGCCCUCGUCCUCAUGCCACAGAGCUGUGCCAAACUCAAGGUUCCAGGAGGUGGCCACAUGUUUCUGGAGGUUUCCUAGGGACCUGGGGGGAUUCUGAGGCUGACCCGCCUGCCCACGGCCAUCCCCGGCAUUUCCCCAAGCGUGACGCAGGCACUGUGUGCACACGCAUCCUGGUUACCCCUGGGGUUCCUGAACCGGACCUUGGCCAGCCUGCCCCCCGGGGGGCCUCAUGGGCCAUACCCCAGGCCCGGAGAUCCCUCAGAGCCCUGCCUUUGUCACCCCAACCCCUACCCAACCCCGCAUGCUUCUAGGGAGCGUCUCUUUUCCGUUUUUUGAGGAAUUUCUGUUCCGGGUCUUGCUAUUCCUUUGCAGAUGUUUUGAAUGUAGUUUUCCUUUUCUAUUUAUUUGCACAUUAAAGUUAAAAAUUAAAUAUUGAUGUAAA
Lemur catta (Ring-tailed lemur) is the source of this 5849-nucleotide messenger RNA. RefSeq names its product SIN3 transcription regulator family member B (gene SIN3B). The record is from RefSeq and is a predicted model, not a curated record. Gene Ontology annotation, biological process: negative regulation of transcription by RNA polymerase II. The transcript has 17 exons. NCBI's taxonomy places the organism in Eukaryota, Metazoa, Chordata, Mammalia, Primates, Lemuridae. Gene Ontology annotation, molecular function: transcription corepressor activity. The coding region runs from base 1110 to 4283 and encodes 1057 amino acids. Gene Ontology annotation, cellular component: chromatin.